CUGCAAGGUCUGGUACCAUUGUUAUAGCAUCAAGGCCACGGUUUGCUUGGGAGUCCUCUUGGCUUUUUGCUGUGUGUACGUGGUGAGCUCAGUGAGGAGAAGAAAGUCGAGGUGUGGUUUAUGCCCUGAUGACACAAGGGAAGGCAUUUCUGCUUAAAACCCAAGUGGAAUUUAGUUGUGCACCCCGUGAGGACAGUGAAGCUGUUUGCGUAGGAGCCUUUCCCGUGGAGACCAUGGCGAGCCCUGCCAAGGACAACUAUGGAAUGAAGAGUUACAAGAACAAAGCCCUAAAGCCCGAGGAAAUGCGCCGCAGAAGAGAAGAGGAAGGAAUUCAACUGCGCAAAGAGAGACGAGAGCAACAGCUCUUUAAAAGAAGAAAUGUGCAGUUGAUCAGUGAAGAUGCCUCCAUGUUCGAUAGUCUCCUUGUGGAUCCCUACGUCAGUUCCACCACACGUGGGGAGGGAGUGAUCACAAGAGAGAUGGUAGAGAUGCUUUUCUCAGAUGACCCCGACCUACAGCUAGCAACCACUCAGAAAUUCAGGAAGUGACUCUCCAAAGAGCCGAAUCGUCCAAUAGAUGAAGUGAUAAACACUCAAGGAGUGGUGGACAGAUUUGUGGAAUUCCUGAAGAGGAGUGAGAACUGCACGCUACAGUUCGAAGCGGCGUGGGCACUGACGAAUAUUGCAUCAGGAACUUGCCAACAAACAAAAAUAGUAAUUGAAGCUGGGGCAGUUCCUAUAUUCAUAGAGCUGCUAAACUCUGACUUUGAGGAUGCUCAAGAAGAGGCUGUCUGGGCAUUGGGGAACAUUGCUGGAGACAGCUCUCUGUGUAGAGAUUAUGUCCUUAACUGCGCUAUUCUUCCUCCCUUAUUAAUGCUCCUUACGAAGUCCACCAGGUUGACAAUGAGACGAAAUGCUGUCUGGGCCUUGUCAAACUUGUGCAGAGGAAAGAGUCCACCACCUGAAUUUAAUAAGGUGUCUCCCUGCCUGCCAGUGUUCCGGUUGUUGUUCAGCAGUGACUCUGACCUGUUGGCAGAUGCCUGCUGGGCUCUUUCCUACCUAUCAGAUGCUCCCAAUGAGAAAAUCCAAGCAGUUACUGACUCGGGAGUGUGUCGGCGACUGGUGGAGCUCUUAAUGCACAACGACUACAAAGUGGCCUCUCCAGCUCUGCGAGCAGUGGGUAACAUCGUGACAGGGGAUGACAUCCAGACCCAGGUGAUUCUGAACUGCUCAGCCCUGCCUUGUCACCUUCACUUAUUAAGUAGUUCCAAGGAAUCAAUCAGGGAAGAAGCCUGCUGGACUAUAUCCAACAUCACAGCAGGAAACAGAGCGCAGAUACAGGCAGUCAUAGGUGCAAACAUCUUCCCAGUCCUGAUAGAGAUCUUGCAGAAAGCAGAAUUCCGCACGAGGAAGGAGGCAGCGUGGGCUAUCACCAACGUGACGUCAGGAGGAACCCCUGAGCAGAUCAGAUACUUGGUAAACUUGGGUUGUAUCAAGCCUCUUUGUGACCUGCUGACUGUCAUGGGCUCCAAGAUUGUGCAGGUGGCCUUGAACGGACUGGAGAACAUCCUGAGGCUUGGAGAGCAGGAAGCCAACCAGAGUGGGACAGGCAUCAACCCGUACUGCAGUCUGAUUGAGGAGGCCUAUGGUUUGGAUAAGAGAGAGUUCCUCCAGAGCCAUGAGAACCAAGAGAUCUAGCAGAAGGCCUCUGACCUGAUUGAGCACUACUUUGGAGUAGAGGAUGACUCUGCUUUGGCUCCCCAGGUAGAUGAGGGGUGA
Molecule: messenger RNA, 1778 nt
Organism: Neopsephotus bourkii (Bourke's parrot)
Lineage: Eukaryota; Metazoa; Chordata; Aves; Psittaciformes; Psittacidae
Product: importin subunit alpha-7-like
Biological process (GO): NLS-bearing protein import into nucleus
Cellular component (GO): nucleoplasm; nucleus; cytoplasm
Molecular function (GO): protein binding; nuclear import signal receptor activity
Source: RefSeq, a predicted model, not a curated record